Penicillium coprophilum is the source of this 1527-nucleotide messenger RNA. RefSeq names its product Transferase. The transcript has a single exon. The record is from RefSeq and is a predicted model, not a curated record. NCBI's taxonomy places the organism in Eukaryota, Fungi, Ascomycota, Eurotiomycetes, Eurotiales, Aspergillaceae. Gene Ontology annotation, molecular function: acyltransferase activity, transferring groups other than amino-acyl groups. The coding region runs from base 1 to 1527 and encodes 508 amino acids.
AUGGUACUCGACCAGGUCUGCGUCUCUACGCGGCACACGCUUAAGUGCGCCAAUGAAGCGACAAUCGCCACAAUCGAAUCCCCUUUCAGCCUAGGGCCAAUGGACCAUAUUGUGCCCAAAAUGCUGACUAUCGAAGCCAUCUUUGUCUGGAAGAAACCAACAACGCUGCCGGAAGACGACUUCUUUCCUAUUGAACGGUUGAAGGUGGCCGCAUCACACCUCCUUGACUAUUAUCCACAUUUAACUGGCCGUCUGCAGCAGAAUCCAGUGAGCCAAGCUCCAGAAAUUGGUAGUUUGGGCACUGGGGCUGAGAUUUGGGAGGCAAAGUGCGCCAGAAAACUUAGAAACAUCGUCGCGUCUGCCCUCUCCGGUCGUAUCUUGGUGAUCAAACUGCCAGACUCUGGGAAUGCACUUCUACCAAUUUUCCAUGCGACAAUGGGAGCUGUCUCCCACGAUCCUAUCUUCGCCAUGCAGCACACGCGAUUCGGUUGUGGGGGUGUCGCACUAGGCAUUCGAGUUCAUCAUCUAGUCUGUGAUGCCACUGGGUUUAUGCAGCUCGUCCGUGAUCUGGCUGAUAUCUACAAGCAACUGCGUGACUCUUCUCCGCCCACACUCAUCUCUCCCCCUCAUAUUAUCUCACACUUUCGAGGAACCAAUAGCCCUUCGGCCAGCCAGAAAGAGAGAGCUCUUGCGUUCAACCCUCCGAAGUUUGACCUCGACACAAAUAACACGGAUAUGCCAGGACCAUCAAUCUCUCCCACUGUCAUCGCUUGCCCUCUGCGCUUUCAAGGCCAAGAUCUGAUAUCUCUCAGCAAUGCUGCAUUCGACCCUCGCGCCCAAGAACAAACCUGUUUCACCACAUUCGAGCUCGUCUCGGCCUAUCUCUAUCAAAAGAUCUAUCAAGCCAGAGUCAAGGUUCUCCGUGACAGGGGGAUUACACCAGAUCUAGACUUGCUACAGUCACUUCGCGAGUUUUGGACAACCAUGGACAUGCGUGACUCCACCCGUCUGAAGCUCCCUGCGCGCUACUUCCCGAACGCCGUCCACUGCCUCUCAACUUCCACCUCACACGAAUUACUUGAAAAAGGCGACUCCUGGCAGGUUGUACAAAUUGUCCAUGAUGCAAUUCACUCGGUAGACAUGGACGAGGUCAAGCAGCAGUUUGAAUGGAUCGCCGCACAGCCCGACAAAAGUCAUAUCAAGUCCAAGGACGUAGUUCCAAGUGGUGGCUUUCUCGCUACACAGUGGACCAGGGGUAAGACAUAUGUCGGUGUUGAUUUUGAAGUCGCCGCUAAUGGGAGGCGUAUUGCUCCCGAUCUGGUAUCACCUGCUUUCACUGAAAGCCAUCGGACAGAUGGUUAUGCAAUUAUCCUGUCCACCGAGGAGCAGUUACCUCGACGUCACUUGAAUGGACGCCUUUUGGCUGGUGCCUAUCUCCCUUGUGCUGUUGAUGUUAAUUUGGCUCUGGAUGGGCCGGUAUGGGAUGUGCUCAACAAUGAUCCUGACUUCUUAGCCCUCCAUUCCUGA